This is a messenger RNA of Perkinsus marinus ATCC 50983, 194 nucleotides long. RefSeq lists its product as hypothetical. The record is from RefSeq and is a predicted model, not a curated record. The transcript is spliced from 2 exons. Lineage: Eukaryota; Perkinsozoa; Perkinsida; Perkinsidae. The annotation marks the transcript as partial.
GUAGUGAUCUAGUUGUUAGUGAAGAUGAUAUCAUCAGUGAGGAAGGCAGUGAUGGUGGUGAUGGUGGUACUCUUAGGGAUGAUAUCAAGUCGAUAUCAUCCACGAAAGUUAUUAUGGAAAGAUUAAAGGAAGCACGGAGAGAAGAAAGAUUAAAGAAGAUGAAAGAGGUUGAGAGGAGGAAGGUAGUACUUUAG